AGGACAUGGAAGAAAGGAGGAGGAGAGAGGAGAAGGAGGUGGAGAAGAUAAUUUUGGACGAGAAGGAAAAGGAGAAACAUCAAAGAGAAGAAGAGAGGCGACUGGAGAGGGAGAAUUUCCUGAAGAAGAUGAAGGAGGAGGAGGAGGAGAGGAGAUUUUUGGAGGAGCAGAGAAGGAAAAGAGAAGAAGAGAAAAAGAGGAUCCUUGAGGAGGAAGAGGCGGAGAGGAAGAGAAGAGAGGAGUCAUGUUUAAAGGAGGAGAAAGAGAAGGAAGAGAGGGGAAAGCAACAGGAAGAGGAGAGGAGGAGGCAAGAAGAGGAGAAAAAACAUCAGGAGCUUGAGGAGGAGAGGAGAAGAGAGAAGGAAAGAGCCAUGAAAGAGAAGGAGGAGGAAGAGAGGAGCGAGCGAGAAGAGAAGCAAUGUCUUGAGGAGGAGAGGCGCAAGAGAGGAGAAAAAGAGGAGCAGCAGAGAAAGAAAGAGGAGGAGGAGAGAAGGAAAAGGGAGGAGGAGGAAAAGGAGAGACACCUGAAGGAGGAGAAAAAAAGAGAUGAGCAAAGGAUGAAAGAGGAGAGGGAGGAGAGGAGACGUGUUGAGGUGGAGGAGAGUAGGAAGGAGAAAGAGAGACUCUUGAGGGAGGAGAGAGAAAAAGAAAGAAAGAAAAGAGAGGAUGAGGAGGAGAGUAUGAGGAGGGAGGAGGAGAAGAGGAAGAUGGCAGAACAGGAGAAGAGACAGAUCCAGGAGCAGAAAGACAAGGAAGAGCAGAGGAUGAGGGAGGCAGAAGAGAGGAGGAGAGAGAAAGAGGAGAGAGAGAGAAUUUUAGAGGAAGAGAGAAUGAGGGAGAGAAAGAAAACAGAGGAGAUGAGGAAGACUAGGGAAGUAGAGCAGAGGAGGAAGAGGGAGGAAGAAAAGAACUGGCUUUUGAAGGAGGAGAAGAAGAGAGAGGAGGGGAUGAUGAAGGCUGAAGAAGAGACAAGAAAGAUGGAGGAGGAGGGAAGAAGGAAGACAGAGGAGGAGAGAAAAGUCAGGGAGCAGGAGGAGAAGAGGAGGAACAAGGGAAUUCUGGAGGUGAACCGCUCGGAUGAAGAUAAGGAAAGGAUGAAAUCCCUGGCUGGCUCUCCUCCCCCUCCUCCGCUCGCCGUCUCAUUCACUUCUGACACUGCUCCACAGCUCCCUCCACUGCAGCCACCAGUUCUGGCAAAAGAUGUUCUAAGCCUAUCAACAAACAGAAACACUGAUAUUGACCAAUCACAGGACAGAAAAACCAACGCGUCACUGACUGAUGAACCAAGCUUUGCCUCCAUGAGAAUGCCUCCCAAAGAGUGUACACACAGAGAGGAUGCCGCUCAGAACGACGCUCCUAGCAGACAGGAGCAUCAGCCAAUCACAGCAAAGGACAAACAAACCCAUCAGAUUAUCCCAACCUCUGAUGAGCCCUGCCCACCACUGGCUGAAGAGAAACUCAAGGAGCCAGAGGGCGAGCCCAGUGCUGACCCAGCAGCAUCAGCGGACGUCUCUCCUCAACCGGACAAGGAGCUUCCAUCAAAACCAGAGCCGGGUCUCCAAACUCCAGAGACACCUCAGCUGAAGAAAACAGAUGGAGAUCAACCACCUGGCAGCAUGGCCAGUAAGCAGGAGAGCUUAAAGAGCAAGGAGCCCAUGUGUGAGGCAGAAAAAACCUUGUGGGCUGCUGUAGAGGAGACCGCAUCUGAGGCAGCAGUGGGAGGAGGGAUGGAAAGUACUCAGAUAAAUGAAGAGAGAGAGGAGACGGAGGAGGUGGAGGAGAAGCAGGACACGAGCAGAGCAAAAGGGGGCUAUGAGACAGUGGCCUCCAUCCUGAAUUCACCCAGAUCAGCAGAUGCAGGCCAGCCAUAUCUCUCUACAGACCAACUCUGUCCCGUUUUAGCAAAUGAAAGUCAACUGGGUCCCUGUGAGGAAGAGGCAGACCUCCCAUGUCCCUCUGAGUCAGAUGCAGAUUCGGUGUGUCCCUCUGAGUUGGACAUUGAACCUCCUAUUGCUUUCUCUGACAUAGCAGAGGAACAGAUGAUCAGGGAACAGAGGCAUCCCAGAGCCGACAUGUCAAUGAUUCAUAAAGCAGACGAGGAGAUGCCUGGGCUUAGUCUGGUGGCCAGUCUGAGACUGGCUGCCAGUGAACAGGAGAGAGAAAGGGAGGAGAAGGAGAGAAGAGAAAAGGAGAGCAAAGAAAAGUUUGAGAGAGAGGAAAGAGAGAGGGUGAAAAAGGAAGAGAGUGAGAGGGUGGAGAGGGAAGUGGAAGAGAAGAAGAUGAAAGAAAAAGUGGAGAAGGAGGAGAGGCAGAGUUUGGAGAAGGAAAGGGAAGAUUUGGAGAGGAAGAAGGAGGAGAGGUUAAGAAUAGUACGAGAGAGAGAGGAGAGAGAGGCAGUAGAGAAGGAGAGGGCGGAGAGGAAGAGGACAGACAUGGAGGAGAAGGAGAGGGAAACAGUUGAAAAAAAUGAGGAGAAGAAUAGAUUAGAGGAAAAUGAAAAGAAGAGGUGGGAAGAGACAGGGGAGAGGCAAAGGCAGGAGGACCAAAUAAAAGAGAAACCAGGAAAGAGGUGUGAGACACUUCCUGUUUUUUUAUCAAUGCCAACCAACCAAGAAGCAGAGCUGGAUGAGAUAGCAUUUGAGGAGAGGCUAGAGAGUGACACUGAAGCAUUACAGUUCAAAUCUGAUCCCAAGUUAGGUACUAAGAUCAACUCCAAUGCUGAAGUCCAAACUGUUGUGACUAAAGCUGGUCCUGGGCCAGCUGAUGUAGCCAAACCGAAAGUUAACCAGCCUGACACUGGAUCAGCUAAGGUUGAGGUGGGUAAAACUGGUCCACUGUCAGUUGAAAGAGGAAAGUCCAAGGUCAAAAGCGGUGCCGUGCCAGCUUGGAUGAGAGAGGAGGACGAAGAGGGAGCGGAGUACGAGACGGGACAAGAAGAUGUGGGGACCGUUUGGCUGGCUGAGCUGUACAUGGAUGAGGCAGGGGGGUUUACUGAGCAACCGACAGACCAUCCUAAAGGAGGCGAGAGAAGAGAAGAGGAGAAAAUUGAACUUGCCAACAGCAAAGCCGGGGAGCUGCCCCUUCCAGUCAGGCACUCAAAAAUAAAUAUGACCGCUGCAGACACCGGCGAUGCACAUAUCCACUUUCACAUCUCCAGCCCCACCACAGACAACAAGGAACAGGCUCCUGUUGGGAAGCCUGUGGCAGAGGAGCCAGAUAGGGACAUCCCUUCUCUCAAGAGGACGACUCCUCUCCUCUCUGUGGACUCAAACGAGGUGACCUCUAAUUUGACUACCCCCGGGCCCACAGCAACACUCAGAAAGGAGGCUGAUGGGAGUGCAGAGGGCCUGGUAAGCUCCAGCCAGUCUCUGCUCCAGUGGUGUCAGGAGAUCACGCAAUCCUACCAGGGAGUAAAGGUCACCAACUUCAGCACUUCCUGGAGGAACGGCCUGGCCUUCUGUGCCAUCCUACAUCAUUUUCAUCCAGACAAGAUUGACUUUGACCAGUUGGACCCUCAUGACAUUGGAUUCAAUAACAAGAAGGCAUUUGAUGGCUUUGAAGCGCUGGGCAUCUCUCGCCUGUUGGAGCCUUCCGACAUGGUCCUUCUGUCUGUGCCCGACCGGCUCAUUGUCAUGACCUACCUCAGCCAGAUCCGCUCGCAUUUCACCAACCAGGAGCUGCGCGUGCUGCAGAUAGAGCACAACAGCAGCCAGUCCUCCUACGGCCUCACCCCGUCUGGACCCUCUCCUAGUGAUGUGGAUGCAGCUGUUUUCUGUAUGGCCAGGUUGCAAGAAGGGGCAGGAGUGAGUCUGGAGGAAGGAGGAAGUAGCACCCUGGUAGUCCCGCCUCCAAGGACCAAAAGAUUGGUUAAAGGAGAGGAGUCACUGACCCCGGUGGCACCCCCGAGGCCGGUGGCUACAGCAGCCAAGACGGCGCUGGCUCAAAUAAAAGAUAUAGAUAUGGAUGAAAAAGUGAAGAUUAAUUCAACAGCAGAGGGCGUACAUGAUCCAGAAUCACCGAGUUCAGCAGAGCCUCCACUCCCAAAACAAGAAGAGGAGAACAUGUGUUUGCAGGACACCAGCCAGUACGUCUUGAGUGAGCUGGCAGCACUGGAGACGGAGCAGAAACACAUCGACAGUCGCGCCGCCGUGGUGGAGAGACGACUACGGCGCCUCAUGGAGACAGGAAGUGACCGCGAUGCAGAGGAGAAACUGAUUCAAGAGUGGUUCACUCUGGUCAACAAGAAGAAUGCUCUGAUUCGUAGACAGGAUCACCUGGAGCUACUACAAGAGGAGCAGGAUCUGGAGAGGAGAUUUGAGCUACUGACCAGAGAGCUGCGGGUCAUGAUGGCUAUAGAAGACUGGCAGAAGACAUCCACUCAACAGCAGAGGGAGCAACUCCUCCUCCAAGAGCUGGUCUCUUUGGUCAACCAGCGGGACGAGAUCAUCAGAGACAUCGACGCCAAGGAGAGAGGGGCGUUGGAGGAGGAUGAGCGUUUGGAGCGGGGUCUGGAGAUGAGGAGGAAAAAGUUCACCAACAAAGACAAAUGCGUCCUACAGUGAGAGACCCUGGCAAAGGGCGACCUUUUCCUCUUCUGCGCCCGGACUGGUAAAAACCCCGGAGAAACUCGGCUUUUUGGUGACAGAUUAAGACACACAAAAGAGCAAAACCCUCCAUAACCCAAACCAGAGCACCGAUUCCCUGUGGCGGCCAGGCGGAGGGCCCACCGGCUACACUGAUACACUGAUGUGUUGGUACACUGAUGUAUUGAUAUGAAACGGCUUCAUGCGGCCCUGCUGUGUUUGGUGACCUGCUGUCAUGCCGACCGCCUGCCUUCGAGGAGCCCUGUCUGUUGGCACAUCUUCAUCCUCUUUAAAAGUGUUUCUGUAAAGUUGUUUGUGCACAAGUUUCAUUGUAUUUUUUUCCACAAUACUUUUAUUGUUUUUCGUAUAUCUUGAUGUGCGAGUGUCGUUUUAAUUUUGUUCACUGGAUUUGUAUUUAUUUUGGUGGCGUAUCCGAUCCUUUCAUAUCAAGUUGUUGGCGUGUUUUGUCUUGUGUGUACCAUAUAACCUUGUCUCGGGUUCAAUCGGUUGAGUACUUGACACCUGAUGUCCACUUUGGAAGAGAAGGUCUUCCUUUUAAUGAAUUGUAAGGGCUCGGGAGGAUCUGUAUGGUUUAGACAGCCAGAAUGUCCAGAAAAAUACGUACUUGCUUUCAGUUUAUUACUGCUAUCACAGAUGAAUGUUAAAAUGAGAAAAUUUGAGUAAAAGCAAUUUAUUGAGAUGAAUUGGCUGAAUUGAAGGGGAUAACUGGUAAUCAGAGAAGGUUGAAUCAGUUCAUCUGGAUACAAUGUUU
Molecule: messenger RNA, 5355 nt
Organism: Lampris incognitus (smalleye Pacific opah)
Lineage: Eukaryota; Metazoa; Chordata; Actinopteri; Lampriformes; Lampridae
Gene: ehbp1l1b
Product: EH domain binding protein 1-like 1b
Exons: 15
Coding region: 6-4562 (1518 amino acids)
Molecular function (GO): protein binding
Source: RefSeq, a predicted model, not a curated record